This is a messenger RNA of Saccostrea echinata, 4381 nucleotides long. RefSeq names its product tripeptidyl-peptidase 2-like. Gene Ontology annotation, cellular component: cytosol. Lineage: Eukaryota; Metazoa; Mollusca; Bivalvia; Ostreida; Ostreidae. Bases 35 to 3787 code for a protein of 1250 amino acids. Gene Ontology annotation, biological process: proteolysis. The transcript is spliced from 27 exons. The record is from RefSeq and is a predicted model, not a curated record. Gene Ontology annotation, molecular function: tripeptidyl-peptidase activity; serine-type endopeptidase activity.
ACGCUUUGGAGACCAGGAGAAUUCGUCUGCGAGAAUGGCGUCCGAGGUCGCUGAAGAUUUUCCUUUGGAAGGCUUGUUACCUAAAAAAGAGACUGGUGCUCAUUCAUUUCUUACAAAGUAUCCGAACUAUGACGGAAGAGGUGUUCUUAUUGCUAUUUUAGACACAGGUGUAGAUCCAGGAGCCUCUGGAUUACAGACAACACCAGAUGGAAGCCCAAAAAUCAUUGACUUAAUUGACACAACAGGAUCAGGUGAUGUUGACACCUCUAGAAUUGAAGAGGUUAAAGAUGGAGAAGUUACAGGUGUUACUGGACGGAAACUUAAGAUUCCAGACACUUGGACAAAUCCCUCUGGGUUAUAUCAUGUAGGAGUGAAGCCUGCAUAUGAUUUGUUUCCAAAAAAGCUCCAGGAUAGACUCAAUAAAGAAAGGAAAGAGAAAAACUGGAACCCAGCACACAGAGAGGCUAUAGCUGAGGCCACAAGAAAACUUGAACAGUACGAGGCAUCUACUUCAAACCAGGACGAUAAGCUGGAAAAAGAAAAUCUCCAGAGUUAUGUUGAUAUCCUGAACAGUUUGGAGAAGAAGUACAGUGACUGUGGACCUAUCUAUGACUGUGUUGUUUUCCAUGAUGGAUCAUCUUGGAGAGCCUGUGUGGACACAACAGAAAGGGGAGACUUGUGUGAAUGUAAACUGCUGGCCAGCUACCAUGAAGAACAAGAGUUCGGCACCUUCAGUCGGAUAGACAUGAUGAACUACACUGUCAAUAUUUAUAAUGAUGGGAACACCCUUGAAAUUGUCACAAAUGCAGGGGCCCAUGCUUCCCAUGUGGCAGGGAUUACAGCUGGAUAUUUCCCUGACCAACCAGAGAGAAAUGGAGUAGCCCCUGGGGCACAAAUUAUAUCCAUUAAAAUAGGGGACACAAGGCUGGGAUCUAUGGAGACUGGCACCUCACUAGUCAGGGCUAUGAUCAAAGUGAUAGAAUAUAAGUGUGAUCUAGUCAACUAUAGUUAUGGUGAGGCAGCUAGCUGGCCAGAUUCAGGGCGUGUGGUGGAUAUAUUGUCAGAGGCUGUGAAUAAACAUGGGGUGAUUAUUGUUAGCAGUGCUGGAAACAAUGGCCCCGCCCUCUCUACUGUUGGGUGCCCUGGUGGCACCACUAAUGCAUUGAUAGGGGUAGGGGCCAUGGUGUCUCCAGCAAUGAUGGCAGCUCAGUACUCCCUCAUGGAAAAACUGCCAUGCAACCAGUACACAUGGUCCUCUAGAGGACCAACACAUGACGGCGAUCUGGGAGUGACCAUUAGUGCUCCGGGGGGUGCCAUUGCCUGCGUUCCAAAUUGGACUCUGAGGGGCAAUCAGCUGAUGAAUGGAACAAGCAUGAGUUCUCCAAAUGCUUGUGGUUGUAUAGGACUUAUACUGUCUGGACUGAAAGCCAAUGGUAUAGAAUAUUCACCUUUUAGUGUGAAGAGGGCUUUGAUAAAUACAGCCACUGCUGUGCCAAACAUUGAGGUCCAAGCACUGGGACAUGGUCUUAUACAGGUGGAGAAGGCCUAUGAUUUUCUGACCAAUUUUGCCAAAGAACCAGAGGUUAAGGUAGAAUUCAAGCUUUCAAGUUCAGAUGGAAAGAGAGGAAUUUAUCUGAGGGAACCCCAUCACUUCCGUAAACCUUAUGAAACAAAGGUGUCAAUUUCACCAAAUUUCUUUGAGGACCACGUGGAACAGGAGGAGAAAAUUAACUUCUGCAUGCAGUUUAAUUUGAACUGUGAUGCCUCCUGGGUGCAGUGCCCCUCCCACUUAGAAUUGAUGAAUGUUGAGAGGUUAUUCAGUGUUAAGGUGGAUCACAGAGGGCUCAGUGAAGGGGUUUAUUACACUGAGGUGAAAGGCUUUGAUGUGAAGUGCCUUGAAAAAGGCCCUGUAUUCAGAUUUCCAAUAACAGUGGUAGUACCAAGCAAAAUUGAUGAUGAGAUCAAGUGGGAGAAAUCUUUCUCAAACAUGCUCUUCAAACCAGGACAAAUCCAUCGUCAUUUCAUUAAGGUUCCUACAGGUGCAAAUAUUGCAGUAUUGAAUGUUGAGUCGACUGAUAAAGAAAAGAGCUGCAGAAUGCUACUACAUGCUGUACAAAAUCUACCACAGCAUCAGUACACCAAACUUGAGUUUGAAAAGUUUAUCACAUUAUCAGAUAGUGGGGAGUCCAAACAUGCAUUUAGAGUGGAGGAAAAUGGAACUUUGGAAUUGUGUAUAGCCAAAUGGUGGGCCAAUUUAGGGGAUGUUACUCUUAACUACAGCAUAACAUUCCAUGGAGUCACACUGGAUGUAAAGAAACCUGUUCUGCAUGCUUCAGAUGGAGUGGCCAGAUACAAUAUCAGAGCCAACCUUAGGAGAGAGGAGCUCAGUCCAACCAUAUCACUGAAGACACUGGUACAACCUCUCAGGCCAACAGAAUACAAGAUAAAGGUUCUACCAGGAUCUAGAGACACUCUGCCAGAGGAGAGACAUAUAUUUGCAUUGGAACUCACCUACAACUUCCACCUAGACAAGGGAGGGGAUGUAACUCCUAACUGCUCGUUCCUUAGUCCAUUGCUGUACGAGUCUGAGUACGAGAGUCAGCUUUGGAUGUUGUUUGAUUCCAACAAACAGUAUUUAGGAUGUGGAGAUGCCUUCCACAACAGAUACACACUGAAGUUGGAAAAAGGAGACUUCACAUUGUUGCUUCAAGUUCGUCAUGAGAAGAAGGAUAAACUUGAACAACUGAAGGACCUGGUGGUUCAGAUCAAGUACAAAUUGGCAUCUCCCAUCGCUCUGAAUACUUACAGCAGCUGGCAAAAGGUCUUUGAAGGAAAGAAGUGUAACAGUUUGGUGUUAGGGAAAGGUGCUCUGCAGCCAAUUUUUGUUGCACCACUUGGCUCUGACAAAAUUCCUAAAAAUGCCAAACCAGGACAGAUAUUACUGGGGACACUGACUCUGUUGAAGAGUGAACCUCUUACUGAAACAAGUAGUGUACCUUUUAAAUAUGUGAUCACUGAAAUAGCCAAGAAAGAUAACCCUAAGAAAGAGAAGAAGGCAGGCAAAGACAAAGGAGAGAAAGAAAGUGAAAAGAAGGAGAAAACAAAAGAAGAAGAAUACAAAGAGUCACUCAGGGACCUACAAAUCUCAUGGAUCUCAAAAUUAGAACCAGAUCAUUCCUUGUUUGAUGAGUUAAGGAGUCAACACCCUGAUCACUUACCAGUGUUUACUGCCAGACUACAGAGUCUAGACAACCACAAGGAUAGGAAAAAGUAUCUGGGUGAAAUUAUUGACCUGAGUAAAUUCAUCAUUUCCAAAAUUGAUCAAAAGGAACUGCUAAGUUACUAUGGUAUGAAGUCAGACCCAAGACCAGAGGCAGCUACAAUCAAAGGUGAGAAAGACAAGGUAAAAGAAAUGCUGAUUGACAGCUACUUUAGAUUAGGUAAAGCCCAGGUCAGUGUCCUGGAGGAAAAGGCUAAAGAGGAGGGGGACACUGAGGGACUGCCCAGUGUGACCACUGAAGACAUGAAGGAGACUUAUCAGAACUUACAGCAGUGGAUAGAUCUCAAUGAUUCCAAGGUGUCUUAUUUCACAAUGAUGUAUGCUCAACACAUGAAGCAUUAUGGACGGGCUCUGAAAAUUCUGCAGAAGAGUUAUGAGGAGAAACCAACUCAGGAAAUUGAAGUCACAAUGGUCAAAAUGUUCAAGGAGUUAGGCUGGGACCAUUGUGUUAUACACCAGGAAAACUGGCUACACUUCAGGUAUCCCAAGACCUACCGACCUUUCUGAUGUCACUGAACCACUAGUCUUUCAUUGUCCUCACAUUGAAAUGUGAGGUAUUCACAGUAACUAAGUAGUUUGAGGUAGGAAAUGUACAAUGUACAUGUAUUGAAUUAAUUUUAUAUUGUAUUAUGUGUUUCAAGUGAUACUACUGUUGCUCAAAGAUUUCCUGUCUUUGAAUAUGUAUGUACUGAUAAAACUUUUAAAAGGUGCAUGUGAAAAUCUGUGGUUGUAGUUUAAACAUUGCUGUAUUAUGAUGAAUAGGUAUGGUAUUAGGAUAUACAUGUUGUUACUCUAUUGAGUGUAUAUGUAGUACAUUAGAUAUGUAUUGUUAGAUGGGUAAAAGAAAUCAAAUAUGUACCUAAAUUUUAUGUGGUAUUUAUUCGGAUUUUCACUGUCUUUAAUUUUAAUGCAAGCAAGUAUUGUGGAGUCAUGAAAAAUUAAAUACUGUCUGUACUUUGGGAGAAAUUUCAAGUUGGAAUUCAAUAUGUUAUUGUGAUAAUAAACAUAUUCAUAUAAUUUAUAGAUGACAGAUUCACCUCUAAAUGUAUCUUUUUAUUAAUUUAAAGCUCAUAAAAUUUGUAAAUGUGAUCUAAAUUUUUU